Camponotus floridanus (Florida carpenter ant) is the source of this 1681-nucleotide messenger RNA. RefSeq lists its product as uncharacterized. The transcript is spliced from 5 exons. Gene Ontology annotation, molecular function: transmembrane receptor protein serine/threonine kinase activity. NCBI's taxonomy places the organism in Eukaryota, Metazoa, Arthropoda, Insecta, Hymenoptera, Formicidae. Gene Ontology annotation, cellular component: membrane. The record is from RefSeq and is a predicted model, not a curated record. Bases 556 to 1227 code for a protein of 223 amino acids.
AAUGUAUACGCGGGGGAGUCGCGCGGCGAUGUUGUUCUUCCAAUAAAUUGGCCGACUUUAGGAGGGAGCGCGUCGAUUUCCUCGCGAGAAAAGAGGGAAAGAUGAAAGCCAAAAGGACCGGAAAUAAAUCGGGCCGGAGCCCGACAAAAUUCACGCGGCCGCGCGAAAUAAAAUGUUGCCGAGAGAUGACGGAAUUAAAAUAGAUACAGAGAGUAGUAAAUUGUCGACAACACCGGGCGACAACAUCGAGCCGGUGCGACGCGACGUGGCUCUUUCUAGUGGGAGGCGCUAAAAUUAGAGGUGCCAGCGUGUGAGUAGCCGCGUUUCAGCGAUACUCUUCUCCAUCGAACAUUUCCAAAUAGUGGUUUGAACCGAUAAGACGGUUACUUCGCGCCCGUGAUCGCUCCUCCGUCAAUCGCCUCGAGAAAGAGAGAGAGAGAGAAGGAGAAGAUCGUCGCGAGAUUAUGGCCCGCGGUCGCUUUAACGGGCGGCGAGCGAUAAACGUAGGUUCCUCGACCCAAUAAACGCGAUUUCCGGAAGUCUUGGAGAGAAGAGAUGCCUGCUCGUCGAUCGAUAAUCGGUCGAUCGUUAGCCGGAUACCUCGCCGCGAUGUGCAUCGUGUGCUCGCUGCCAACGAGCCUCGGGCAAGUGGAAGGAAGAAAGUGCGUGUGUACGAGCAAAGCCUGCAAGGAAGCCGGCGUGGAUACUUGUAAAACGAGAUUCUUCUGUUACACCGAACGUAUUCUGACAGCGGGACAAGAAAUCGGUGAAAGUACGGUCACAAGAGGAUGCACAGAGGGUGCCACGCCAUUGUUAUGCGAGACGAAGUCCUGGGUCACGAGAUCGCGAUCGGUCAACGCCGUGGAACCACCGGCCGGUCCUCGGGUUGUGCCCAGCCUGAAAUUAAAAUGCUGCGACAACCGUGACUACUGCAACGUCAACGAUGACGACGAGGAUGACGAUGAUGGGGUGAACGCGAAUACAUGGAAAAGGACGCAAACGGAGCGAACGCGUUUCGAUGCGACGUCGACGAUGCAGUCUGACCGGAAGUACGACGAUUCGGCGGAAUCGGUCGAUCGACUUCUACGGGAUCGCGUCAGGGCACUGCACGUCGCAGCCCUCGUCCUUGCUAUCGCGGCCCUCAUAUCCGUCUUGGCAUCCUGCUACGUGGUUACAAGAUUCCUGAAAAACAAUCGUUAUGCAAUGGACGCUGUAAAUUACUCGUGAAUAUAUGACGUCGAAGCUAUUUUAACAUUGUCAUUCUACUAAAUCUAAUUGUGGUCUUUCCUCCAGUGGGAUGAAAUUAAGAUAUAGGGAUAACUGGGAUAUCGGGGAGGUCCCGGGGAAAAGAGCCACGUCAUACCCGUGACGGACGACUCGGGGAUACGAGAUCCGACGUACGCGUAUUUAACGAAGCUUCCUGAAGAGCAAACCAACUUCACUGCGCGCUCUGGGCUCCUUUGUUCUACAUCGUAUGACUAACGGACGAUGUAGCUCGCAUUCUUCACCGCCGUCGAGCGAGACCCCUCGAGGGACGCCCAGUGUAUGCCAGGUGAACCGGGCCCCACCGAUCCCGGCCCCCGGUUUCAACAUAAUUAGUCAUCCUCCUUCAAGUUGUUCAACACAUACACACAUAUGUACACGCAUCCUGCCAACGAUCAAGCGAAAAACGGCAGAGAAA